CAUACAAAAUUCAAAUGUGGAGGAGUUUCAUUGGGCCUAAGUUGGGCCCAUGUACUUGGAGACGUAUUCUCAGCCACUGAAUUUAUUAACUUUUUGGGAAAAGUAGUUGUUGGGUACAAACCAGCCCGGCCCAUUAACUUGGCCAAUUCAUUGACCAAAGCAAACUCAACCCAAACCCUGCAAAAGAUUGUGGAGGAUCCACUUUCAGUAAAACGGGUCGGGCCAGUUGAAGAUCAUUGGAUUGCUAACAAUAGUUGCAAAAUGGAGUCGUUUUCAAUCCAUGUUACUGCCUCCAAAUUGGGCCAACUACAAUCAAGAACAGAAAUUCAAGGCCCAUUUGAAUCACUAUGUGCUAUUAUUUGGAAGUCCAUUUCUAAAAUUAGAGAUGGGCCUGAGCCCAAAAUUGUGACCAUUUGUAAAAAGAGUGAGGAAAAGAAAGAAGGCCUUGUUGGGAACAAUCAAGUCAUUGGUGUUGUAAAAGUGGAUCACUCAAUUAGAGAAGCUAAUCCUAGUGAUUUAGCAAGGUUAAUUAAAAAGGAGAUCAUCGACGAGCGAUUAAAGAUCGAUGAAGCCAUCGAGAAUGAUCAUGGAGUAUCGGAUGUGGUUGUUUACGGAGCAAAUUUGACUUUCGUGAACAUGGAAGGUGCUGAUCUCUAUGGAUUCGACUGGAAGGGACACAAACCGACGAAUGUAAGUUACUUUAUCGAUGGAGUUGGCGAUGCAGGGACCAUCGUGGUGCUUCCGACCGGGCCAAAUGAUUCUAGCAAGGAUGGUGAUGAAGGAAGGAUUGUGACCAUGACUUUGCCUGAGGAUGAGAUAAUGAAGUUGAAAUUUGAGCUAAACAAGGAAUGGUCUAUUGCUUGAAGUUAGAUAUAUUUGUUUCAUAUUUGUUCAAUUAUUUAAUUUGGUGUGAGGUCCUCCAAGCCUUUGUAUUUAAUAACUGCUCUAUAUAAUGCUGUUUAGAGAUUAGCUGGUAUUUAUUUUCUCCUGAAACUUUAAAUUAAAAAGCGUAACUUUAGGACAAUUCAUGA
This is a messenger RNA of Nicotiana tabacum (common tobacco), 1031 nucleotides long. The record is from RefSeq and is a predicted model, not a curated record. NCBI's taxonomy places the organism in Eukaryota, Viridiplantae, Streptophyta, Magnoliopsida, Solanales, Solanaceae.